AUGAACACUGCAUCAGUGUGUAAGCGGAGCCGGCGGGGUCCAGUAAUCGAGGCAGACGGCAUGCUGAAGAUGUUCCACUGUCCGUAUGAAGGCUGCAGUCAGGUGUAUGUGGCCAUUAGCAGUUUCCAGAAUCACGUGAACCUGGUGCACAGGAAGGGCCGGACCAAAGUCUGUCCUCAUCCAGGCUGCGGGAAGAAGUUUUAUCUGUCUAACCAUCUUCAUCGGCACAUGAUCAUACACUCAGGUGUGCGAGACUUUAUCUGUGAAACAUGUGGGAAGUCAUUUAAACGCAAGAAUCACUUAGAAGUGCACAGACGAACACACACGGGAGAGACGCCGUUACAAUGUGAGAUAUGUGGUUAUCAGUGUCGACAGAGAGCGUCACUCAACUGGCACAUGAGGAAACACACGUCUGAAGCGCACUUCAACUAUACGUGUGAACACUGUGGCAAACGCUUCGAGAAACUCGACAGCGUCAAGUUCCACAAACUCAAGAGCCAUCCAGACAAACAGCCCACCUGAAAGACGCUUGAAG
Molecule: messenger RNA, 535 nt
Organism: Sinocyclocheilus grahami
Lineage: Eukaryota; Metazoa; Chordata; Actinopteri; Cypriniformes; Cyprinidae
Product: zinc finger protein 653-like
Exons: 5
Coding region: 1-522 (173 amino acids)
Biological process (GO): regulation of transcription by RNA polymerase II
Cellular component (GO): nucleus
Molecular function (GO): transcription coregulator activity
Source: RefSeq, a predicted model, not a curated record